Messenger RNA from Eremothecium cymbalariae DBVPG#7215, 2172 nucleotides. It is a transcript of the gene VTC4, whose product is annotated as Vtc4p. Gene Ontology annotation, biological process: polyphosphate metabolic process; vacuolar transport; microautophagy. The coding region runs from base 1 to 2172 and encodes 723 amino acids. Gene Ontology annotation, cellular component: vacuolar transporter chaperone complex; fungal-type vacuole membrane. The transcript has a single exon. NCBI's taxonomy places the organism in Eukaryota, Fungi, Ascomycota, Saccharomycetes, Saccharomycetales, Saccharomycetaceae. The record is from RefSeq and is a predicted model, not a curated record.
AUGAAGUUUGGUGAACAUUUGAAUAGGUCCCUUAUUAGGGAAUAUAGUUAUUACUACAUUAGUUAUGAUGAUUUGAAGAUUGAAUUGGAACAAAAUUUGGAGGAGAACAACGGGAUAUGGACAUCGGAUUUAGAAACAGAGUUUCUAGAGUCGUUAGAGGGCGAGUUGGAUAAAAUCUAUACUUUCUGUAAAGUGAAACAUAACCAGGUUAUUAGGCGGGUUAAUGAGGCGGCGGAAAAGGUUCAUGUUGCGGUUUCUCCUUCGAUGAAAUCGUCACAGGACGCUGUUUCGGUGGACUUUGAGGUCUUAGAGGAGGAGCUGUCGGAUAUUAUUGCUGAUGUACAUGAUUUGGCGAAAUUUGCUAGGUUGAAUUACACUGGAUUUCAAAAGAUAAUUAAAAAGCAUGAUAAGAAGACGAAGUUUAUAUUGAAGCCUAUUUUCCAAGUGUGUAUGGAUGCCAAGCCAUUCUUCAAGGAGAAUUACGAUGAUUUGGUGGUUAAGAUUUCUCGAUUGUAUGAUUUGGUUCGUACCAAAGGUAAUCCAACUCAAGGAGACUCGACUUCGGGUGGUAAACAGCAAAACUUUGUUAGACAAACUACCAAAUAUUGGGUUCACCCGGAAAACAUUACGGAACUGAAGCUUAUCAUCCUAAAGCAUCUUCCUGUCCUUGUGUUCAAUACGAACAAAGAGUUUGAAAAGGAGGAUAGUGCGAUAACGUCUAUAUACUUUGAUAACGAAAAUCUUGAUCUUUAUUAUGGUCGUCUGAGGAAAGACGAAGGUGCUGAGGCACAUAGGCUGAGAUGGUAUGGCGGUAUGUCAUCGAGUACCAUUUUUGUCGAGAGAAAGACACACAGGGAGGAUUGGACUGGUGAGAAGUCAGUAAAGGCAAGAUUUGCUUUAAAAGAACGUUAUGUCAAUGAUUUUCUAAGGGGAGAUUAUACUGUCGAACAAGCGUUUGCUAAAAUGCGUCACGAAGGUAAGAAAAGUCCACAGGAGCUUGAAAGUUUGGAGGCUUUGGCUUCGGAGAUUCAGUAUGCCGUCAUAAAGAGACAAUUGAGGCCUGUUAUGAGAUCGUUUUACAAUAGAACAGCAUUUCAGUUACCUGGUGAUGCUCGAGUUCGUAUUUCUCUAGAUACAGAACUAACGAUGGUAAGGGAAGACAAUUUCGAUGGUUAUGAUAGGACAAAUAAGAAUUGGAGACGGAUGGAUAUUGGAAUUGACUGGCCCUUCAAACAGUUGAACGAAAUGGAUGUAGAAAGGUUUCCAUAUGCUGUCUUGGAGGUCAAACUUCAAACCCAGUUAGGAACGGAACCUCCCGAGUGGGUACGUGAGUUGGUAGGCUCUCAUUUAGUAGAACCAGUUCCAAAGUUUUCAAAAUUCAUUCAUGGUGUAGCGACUCUUUUGAAUGAAAGGGUGGACUCCAUUCCUUAUUGGUUGCCACAAAUGAAUGUCGAUAUAAGAAAACCCCAAAUACAGUCGUUAAUUAACAUCACCAGACCAACCAGAGAAGAUGACGAUAAUGAUAAUGACACUGAAUCCUUUGACGAGGAAAGUCAAGCCGUCACUCGAAACCUGUUAGACAUUGAGGAAAGAACUGGAUACGGCGCACUAGAACAGCAAUCUGAUCCGCACCCUUACCGAAUGGCCAACACCAACCCGAAUUUUGUCGCUGUGAGUACUAACUCGGCCAGACUGAGACGGAAAAUUGCUUCAGCCAGUAAUAUGUUUUCUAGAACAUAUUAUAAAUUGUACGCAAAGCUGGACCAUUACCUAAAUGGCGAUCAGUUCUUCAAAGUACCAAAGGAUACCGUUUUUGACACAGAGGUUAGAGCACCACCAGGCAAAUCUAUAUGUGUCCCUGUUAGGGUUGAGCCAAAAGUUUACUUCGCAACCGAGCGAACGUUCCUAUCCUGGAUCAAUAUUGUUCUACUGUUGGCUGGGAUUUCAACAACAAUGCUUACAUAUGGCACUCGCAUUACGAUGCUUGCAUCUAUUGGCUUUUUUAUAACUGCCCUUGCCACACUUAUCAGCAGCACGAUCGUUUACUGCCGACAUGUGGUGAACAUCAGGUUGAAAAGGGCUGUAGAUUACGAGGAUACAUACAAUCCUCCAAUGGUAUUCGGGCUGCUCUUUGUAUCGAUUGCCUUUUCGUUUUUCUGUAACUUAAUUUAG